This is a messenger RNA of Talaromyces marneffei, 864 nucleotides long. RefSeq lists its product as uncharacterized. Gene Ontology annotation, molecular function: catalytic activity. NCBI's taxonomy places the organism in Eukaryota, Fungi, Ascomycota, Eurotiomycetes, Eurotiales, Trichocomaceae. Bases 1 to 864 code for a protein of 287 amino acids. The transcript has 4 exons. The record is from RefSeq and is a predicted model, not a curated record.
AUGCCUUCGUGGACACACUUGGUUCGCUUUAUCGCUGUUGAAGAUAGUCAGGAGCAUCUCGGCCAACUUGUUGAUACUAUUCGAGAUGUUGGUCGUGACAAUGUCGAUGGCAAGGAUAUUGCCGUGUGCCUGAUUGAUGGAACGAUCUUUGAUGGCAAAGUAACCAAGGAGGUCCUGCACGUCAAGCAACUUCUUUCUCCAGUUUCCAGAGAUCAAUGUAAUUACAUUCGAUGUUUAGGGCUCAAUUACACGGACCACGCCGAGGAAGCAAGCCUCUCAAUCCCCAAAGUUCCAAUCCUCUUCACAAAGCCCAGAACAGCCCUCACCGGACCCUAUCCGGCAGCAAUCAACAUUCCUAAAUGUGCGCAGGACGAUACAAGUGAUUAUGAAGCGGAGCUUUGUGUAGUGAUUGGUAGGGCGGGGAAAAAUAUCAAUGGAGAAGAUGCAUUGGACUAUGUCCUGGGUUACACUGCGUCGAAUGAUGUAUCCGCUCGCACGCUACAGAUGCUUACCACUCAGUGGUCUUUUUCCAAGGGUCUUGAUGGAAGUUGUCCUAUCGGUCCUGUUCUUGCCGCCUCUUCCGUCAUAAAUGACCCCCAGACUCUAUCCAUCAAAGCCAUCCAUAACGGAACCAUAGUUCAAGAUGGACAUACACCCAAUAUGAUUUUCAACGUCAGGAAUCAAAUUUCUUACCUAUCACAGGGAACGACCCUCGAGGCUGGGACUAUUUUCUUGACCGGCACACCCGCGGGAAUUGGCUAUUUCCGCCAACCAAGAGUUGUGCUCAGGGACGGGGAUGAGAUUUCAGUCAAAAUUGAUCAGAUUGGGACAUUGGUGAAUAAUGUUCGAUAUGAAAAUUCGUAA